CUCUGCAGUGCAGCAGUUGUGCUGUGGUGUCUUCCCAGACCGACUUUCACUCUGACUUUCUCCGCCUCCUCCUCCGUUCCUUCCGAAAAGAAGAGAGAAUCCCAACUCGUUUGUUCCUGAUCCAUAUUUAAUUUGGAACGACGAGGACGACUACGAUGUAUUAAAGUGUCUUUAAAAGUGUGUGCCUCUCAAGUGAUAUUAUACCAGGUGAAAGGUCGUUGAGUUAGUGUUAUUCGAUGUGAUUUCUUUAAAGUGGGGAAAUUUAAUAGUGUGUGAAACCAAAGGAAACGGGAGGCUGUUUCAGUUCAGUCCAGGGAUUGAUUUUUCAGCUCAGGCCAAAUAAAUGUGCCACAUAUGUAGUCUCCUCUUAUAUGGGACGUUCGGGUUUGUGUGCCUGCUCAGAUGCGAAGGAAAACUUCCUUCACAGGUUGAAGAGGUGACACUUGGACAGAAAGUGUCCGACAUACUUAACACCAUCCGUGAAGGGUAUGACAAACGAGUUCGGCCUAAUUAUGGAGGGGAGCCUGUCGUGGUGGGAGUUACCAUGUACAUAUUGAGUAUCUCAUCCCUCUCGGAAGUUCAUAUGGACUUUACUGUCGACUUUUACUUUCGACAAACCUGGACUGACCCACGCCUCAGCUUUAAAGGGCCACCUGGAGUUAAAACGCUUUCUGUGGGGACUGAAUUUUUAAAAACCAUUUGGGUUCCGGAUACUUUCUUCGUGAACGAGAAGAAAUCCUAUUUCCACACAGCUACCACAUCCAACGAAUUUCUUCGCAUAUCCGAAUCCGGAGAUGUCAUAAGAUCACUCAGAUUAACCGUGACAGCCACGUGUCCCAUGAAUUUGCAAUACUUUCCCAUGGACAGGCAGCUUUGCACGGUCGAGAUUGAAAGUUGUGAGUGCAUUGAAAUAUUUAUAAUUCCAAAUUAUUUAGAAUGCAAUGUAAUGAAAAUGACGCAAUUAAGGGGACUAGAGAAAUUUUACGUAUGUAAAUUAAUAGUUGGCUACACAAUGUCUGAUCUUCGCUACCGGUGGGCGAAGGGUCUCGAGUCGGUCGGAAUUUCGUCGGACGUUUCGCUUCCCCAAUUCAAAGUCAACGGGCAUCGCCAACAAGCCGUUGAAAUAUCGUUAAGUUCAGGAAAUUACUCCCGAUUGGCGUGUGAGAUCCUGUUUGAGAGGGCGCUAGGAUUUUACAUUAUUCAAAUUUACGUUCCCGCCAGCCUAAUUGUGGUCAUCUCCUGGAUUUCCUUCUGGAUCAACAGGAACGCAACACCUGCCCGAGUAGCUCUCGGUGUGACUACGGUGUUGACCAUGACAACGUUGAUGUCUUCUGUGAACGCUGCUCUCCCAAAGAUUUCCUACGUUAAGAGUUUGGACGUUUUCCUGGGAACGUGUUUCUUGAUGGUGUUUGCCGCCUUGUUAGAAUAUGCUACCGUGGGUUAUAUGGCAAAACGGAUCCAGAUGAGAAAAAAUAAAUUUGACGCGUUACGAAAGAAAGUGGAGGAGGCUAAACCGAAAGGAGGAGAUGCCGAGGCCGGAAAUGCGAGCAAUCCAGGACUUGACGCCAUUGCAAAAAAGAUUGAACGGCUGUGGGGCGUUGCACCCUCGGAUAUUGAUAGAUAUUCAAGAAUAGUGUUCCCCGUGUGCUUCAUCUGUUUCCAAUUGAUGUACUGGGUGAUUUAUCUCAACAUUUCGGACGUCGUGGAAGACGAUCUGGUCGUCUUGGAGCAAAAUUAGCAACCAUUUGUCGCCUUCGUGUUAAUACAUAAAUAUUUAAGUUAGGAUACCGUUUGAGAAAACAGAUGUGGUCUAUUAGGUCCCUGAUUAUAAAGUAUGACGUGAAAAAAUUAAAUUUUGUCGCAAAAAUUCAUAAAAUUGCGAAACCAAAAUUUAAUCGGAAGAAAUCUGUAACUGAAUUGACUACCUAAAUUGUUGCUGGAUUAAGGAUUGUUCGUGUCUUGCAAUAUGUAGAAAAUGUUCUAGUGGAUCGUCCUACUAAAUGUUAGACAAGUUAAAAAAACAUGCUCAUUCUCGUUAAUUGAAUGCUCAAUAGAUAACUAGAUAUCGUGUUGUAUAAGAUUUACUGGGGUAGACUUAAGUAUGAACUAAAUAUGUACCUAGUUAAGAGUUGACUUAAAAAAUAAAGGAAAAGACAUCCUUACAUAUAUAGAAUUUCGUCCAAUUUUGUUAUAUCCACCAAGUACUUAAGUCAGUAAAUGUAUAGUAAAAGUUUAAUGAAAUAAAUUACGUUAAAUUACAAA
This is a messenger RNA of Folsomia candida, 2262 nucleotides long. Its product is annotated as gamma-aminobutyric acid receptor subunit beta. Bases 344 to 1738 code for a protein of 464 amino acids. Gene Ontology annotation, biological process: regulation of membrane potential; chloride transmembrane transport; chemical synaptic transmission. The transcript is spliced from 11 exons. NCBI's taxonomy places the organism in Eukaryota, Metazoa, Arthropoda, Collembola, Entomobryomorpha, Isotomidae. Gene Ontology annotation, molecular function: GABA-A receptor activity; chloride channel activity; extracellular ligand-gated monoatomic ion channel activity. Gene Ontology annotation, cellular component: membrane; synapse; neuron projection. The record is from RefSeq and is a predicted model, not a curated record.